CUCUCCCUGAGCCGCUCAACCUGUCAUUGACGUGGGAGUCUGAAUUCCGUAUAAAGCUGUCGUGGAACGCACCAAAGGAUUUAGAUGCAUCAUGCAAGGUGAACUACAUGAUCACUACAACGAUCGGAGAGAGGAGACCCAAAGUAGAGACAACUUUCAAGUUGUAUAAAGAGUAUAGACUCUCUACGGAAGAUGCAGUGAAUUACACAGUGCAAACAAACCCCAAACACUGUAUAGGUAGAACCAUAAGCAAACCUGUCAGCAAAUCCAUCACUAAACCCACAGAGUUGGUGAAGAACUUCCAGUGUUCCCUCUACUCCUCUAAGGCCAUGAACUGCAGCUGGCUCCCAGCCAAUCAGGCCUCAGACCUCCAGCUCUACUAUGGGUACCUUGGUCCCUCCCACAUAGCAGCAUGCAGUGAGUACCAGUACAGAGAUGGUCAGAGGACAGGAUGUCACCUGAGAGGAUCCUUCCUUCAAUAUGACGUCUACUUCAAGGUCAAUGGGACUCUCGAUGGCUUAUCUGUACAGAAUAACUUCCUGGUGCUUCCAAGAUAUCAUGUCAAGCCCCCGGCCCCUAAGGUGAAGAUCACAGAGGAAGGUAGGAAUCUCAUCCUGAGCUGGGACCCUCCGGACAUAGGCGCUGUCCACUGCUGGAAUUUCAUCUUAAAAUACAACAAGUGUCAAGAGUCUCUGGGUAAGGAAAUACAAUUGGAACAUGUACCAGGGAAGGUUUCAUAUGACCAGAGAUGCCAGUACAGAGUCAAGCUUAAAGCAGUCUAUACGAAAUGGUGUGGGGAAGGAGGCAGCGACUGGAGCGAAGAGGAAAUCUAUGGCACAGAAAUACGUUUUUCCCCCAAGAUUCCCCGAGGACCCUAACUGCACUGCUUAAGAGUGUCCGGAGUGGGAGCUCCGCAAUCGAUCAUAGAUCAGCACUCCAACUCUGAAACCACUCAAGACUGCAAUUUUUCCUCUCUCUAUACCUCUCUUUCCUUUCUUCUGUGCUGUUCAAGCAGCUCUGGAUUUCUGUGCUUCUCCACCCUAGCUUUUGAUGCAGCCUUCUUUCUUUUCUUAUCUGCCAAGACGUUUAUCUGCCAAGAUAACAAGAAGUUUAAAUUAAUCCGAUUGUUCUAGAUUAUUGCACAUCCACUAAUGGGGCAUUACACUCAAAAAAUGUCAAGUUUGGCACAUGUUUGCACACCUCAAAGGUAGUCUUAUGUCUCAAAAGUAGACUUAAAGGGAUAGAUCACCGAAAUUACAAACGUACAUUGGAUUCCUUACCCUGUAAGCAGUCAAUGGACAAGGCAAGACAGCAAUCCAUGCUUUGGUUUAUAGCACAAAACCACUGCAAGUGGAUAUCCCCAACUUUUUUUUUUAUAAGCAUUUUCACAUUCCAUGUCCAAAUCAUCCCAGUGCCAAAAAUUGAUUGUCUAGCUCAAUACAGUUAGUUUAAGAUGAUUUGG
Molecule: messenger RNA, 1462 nt
Organism: Oncorhynchus tshawytscha (Chinook salmon)
Lineage: Eukaryota; Metazoa; Chordata; Actinopteri; Salmoniformes; Salmonidae
Molecular function (GO): protein binding
Source: RefSeq, a predicted model, not a curated record